AUGUGGAUCCGAGUCUGGCAUUCUAACCGCAACCCCCAGCUCAUUCUCACAUACUAUCUUGAGACCAUCCAGAAACUGGGCCAUAUUCCGCUAGUGACUCAGAGUGAUCCCGGCACUGAAAACUACGGAAUCGCCAACGCACACACUAUGCUUCGUCAAAUGUACGAUCCGGCGCUGCAAGGUACAUUACAACACCGCUGGAUGCGGACCAAGAAGAACGUUAAACCGGAGAUCACUUGGUCUCAGUUACGGCGACGGUUUACUCCUGGUUUCGAAACACUCUUGGAUGAAGGAGUGGAGAACGGCUGGUAUGAUAGCGAUAACACCCUUCAGGUCAUGAUCUUCCGCUGGAUUUUUAUUCCGUGGCUUCAGUGCGAGCUAGAUAGGUAUCAGGACCGCGUUAAUAACACCCUCAAGAGGCCAGAUCGUAACAAGGUGCUUCCACAUGGUGUACCUAAUUUAAUAUACGAGUCUCCAGAAGAUUUCGGGGCCUUAAACUUUAAGGUAACAGUCAAACAAGACGAUAUAGACUAUGUCCGCCGUCUUUAUGUGAACCCUGAUCAUCCGGUCUUCGAUUUGGUUCCCCGACGCCUCAACAACUUCAUUCAAGGCUGUUAUGAAGACCUAGGCCGUCCUCCAAUCACUCGCCAGUCCGUGUGGACGAUCUACUUAGAUUUGUAUGAUUCAAUGCAGCGCUCUGUGCAGGUGCCAGCCGUUGUCAGGUCUCUUACAGAUGGCACUGACCCAGACGAAGAGGAAGAGCCUUUGCCUCUCCUCGAAAACCAAAACGACCUUUUUUUUCACGAGGAUACUGAUGGCGCUUACUAUAUGGGUGGCAUUCACGGCGGACAAGGUCUCGGUACAUUUUCUCUGUUUGAAUCAAGUUUGCGCUAA
Molecule: messenger RNA, 894 nt
Organism: Suillus plorans
Lineage: Eukaryota; Fungi; Basidiomycota; Agaricomycetes; Boletales; Suillaceae
Exons: 5
Coding region: 1-894 (297 amino acids)
Source: RefSeq, a predicted model, not a curated record